Molecule: messenger RNA, 1737 nt
Organism: Melanaphis sacchari
Lineage: Eukaryota; Metazoa; Arthropoda; Insecta; Hemiptera; Aphididae
Exons: 6
Coding region: 1-1737 (578 amino acids)
Biological process (GO): DNA replication
Molecular function (GO): DNA-directed DNA polymerase activity; nucleotide binding; DNA binding
Source: RefSeq, a predicted model, not a curated record
AUGCCACUCGUCACGCGAAAAGGUGUGUUUCCGUACGAGUAUACCGACGAAUGGUCGAAGCUCGAGGAGACCGCCCUACCUCCGAAACAUGACUUCUACAGCGUGCUACUCGAAAAGCAUGUAAGUGAUGAGGACUACGUACACGCGAUGGAGGUGUGGCGUCACUUCAAGUGCCCAACCCUCGGUGACUACAGCGACCUAUACCUGAAGGUGGACGUUCUCCUUCUGGCCGACGUCAUGGAGAACUUCCGCGACCUAUGCAUGUCAACGUACAACCUCGACCCCGUGUAUUAUUAUACGGCGCCGGGGUUUACGUUCGAUGCCAUGUUGAGGUAUACGGACGUCUCACUGGAGUUACUCACUGAUUACGAUAUGAUACUCUUUAUGGAACAGGGGAUUAGAGGGGGGUUGGUCCAGGCCAGUGAACGGUACUGUCGGGCAAACAACCCCAAGACACCGGGAUACGAUGCUGAGAAGCCGUCGUCUUGGCUCGUCUACCAGGAUUGUAACAACUUGUACGGGUACGCCAUGGGAGAGUACAUGCCCUACGGUGGGUUCAAGUGGUACGAGGGGGAUUUGGAUCGCUCUCUAGAGCUGUUGGACGGUAUGACUGACAAAUCCGACGUUGGGCGUAUCUACGAGAUCGAUAUCGCUUACCCCGAUAACCUGCAUGACGCGCACAACGAUCUCCCCUUCUUACCACGGAAUGCCGUGCCACCGGGCUCAAAAGUGAACAAAUUAAUGGUUACGCUUGAACGUAAAGAGCGAUAUAUUGUUCACUAUAGGAAUUUAAAGCAGGCCAUUGCUAAUGGACUGACGGUGGAAAAAGUACACAGGGUGCUGGAAUUCCGACAGUCGGCGUGGCUUGCCGAAUACAUAAAUUUAAAUACGAGUAUGAGGAAGAAGGCCUGCAAUGCAUUUGAACGUGAUUUCUUCAAACUACUCAAUAACGCGGUGUUUGGGAAAACUAUGGAGUGCGUUCGGAACCGCAUUUCCAUGGAAUUGGUUUCGUGUCCACGUCGAAUGCGGAAACUUGUAAAUAAACCAACAUUCAAACACGUGACCACGUACACCGAGAAUCUAGCCGCCGUAUCAUUGCAAAAGAGUGAGGUACAUUUCUCCAAGCCUAUUUACGUAGGGUUCGCCGUCCUGGAAAUAAGCAAAGAGUUAAUGUACGACUAUCAUUACAACGUGAUGCGGCGGCAUUACAACGAUUCGAUUAGACUGUUGUAUAUGGAUACAGAUUCCCUGGUGUAUCGAGUGAACACGGAGGACUUUUACAAGGACCUGGUGGACAACCCCGCACUCCUCGAACGUAUGGACACCUCGAAUCUCCCCGUCACCCACCCCUGCUACGUCGGUACGCGUAAGAAAAUACCGGGAUUGUUCAAGGACGAAACGGCUGGACGUACUAUGUAUGAGUUCAUCGCACUCCGCGCGAAAUCUUACGCGUACAAAAUCGAGGGGGAUGAAAAAGUUGUUGCUAAGGGGAUUCGAGGACAUGUAGUCCGAAAUCACAUGACGUUCGAGGACCACAAGCGUUGUCUGUUCGAGGACGACGGCGCUGGUGACGGUAACGAGAGCGAGGAGGAAAACGUUUCGAUCCGAUCGUUCGAACACCGCGUCAAAACGAUUAAGACCAUGAAAAUGACCCUUAAUCGUUUUGACGAUAAACGUGUUGUUGACGAAGAUCGAAUCCGUACGCGCGCGUACGGCCAUUACACGCUACGCGCGUGA